AUGCCAAAAAUAUUGAGUGAAUCACAUGAAAUUAUAUCGAAUAGAUCGGACAUCCAAUUAAAAACUGAAGAUGAAUCGUCAUCAAACCAAAAGGGUAGUUUAGUUUCAAAUAAAAUGGUUUCUAAAGAUGUUUAUAAUAAUAGAUCUAGCGUCCAGCAACUAUUAUCAAGAAUAGCUCAAGAAAUUGAUGAAAAUAAGCCAAAGGAUGUAAUACAUUUUAUUGUUGACUUUCUAUGUAAACAUUAUCCAGAACAUUUGCAUGGUUUUGAAGCUGUAUGGAAUGGAGACCCAGAUUUAGAAAAAGAAAGAAUAUUAGUUGUGGAAUUUUUUAAAUCACAAAAAUUACCAGCAGAUAUAUCUGUUCAUUUUAUCAAUGCAGGGUUUGAUACUAUAGAAACAUUAUGCACAUUAUCUACAAAUUCUCUUGAUGAUGUAGAAAAAUUUAACAACACUCGAUGGCUACCAGGGCAUAAAGUCCGAUUACAACAAACCUUUAACGAUAUUACAACUAGGGUUAAAAACUUCAAAGAAGAAAGAGAUUCAUUAAUAAAAUCGAUAAAUCAAAGAUUUAUAAGUCCACCCCAUUUACUUAAUUCCAUUAUGAUUCCCAAAAGAAUGAAUCCUAUAAUUUUACCAAGUAUUCCUCAUAUAUCUUCACCUAUUCAAAUUCCUAACAGAACAAGUAAUUAUACAAAUAUUGAUAAAAGAUUUCAUGCACCUAUUAUUUUCAAAAGAUGA
This is a messenger RNA of Plasmodium vinckei vinckei, 738 nucleotides long. Its product is annotated as stripes inner membrane complex protein, putative. NCBI's taxonomy places the organism in Eukaryota, Apicomplexa, Aconoidasida, Haemosporida, Plasmodiidae. Bases 1 to 738 code for a protein of 245 amino acids. The transcript has 3 exons. The record is from RefSeq and is a predicted model, not a curated record.